Molecule: messenger RNA, 7298 nt
Organism: Ogataea polymorpha
Lineage: Eukaryota; Fungi; Ascomycota; Pichiomycetes; Pichiales; Pichiaceae
Exons: 2
Coding region: 1-4845 (1614 amino acids)
Biological process (GO): Ras protein signal transduction; positive regulation of GTPase activity
Cellular component (GO): plasma membrane
Molecular function (GO): protein binding; guanyl-nucleotide exchange factor activity
Source: RefSeq, a predicted model, not a curated record
AUGUCGGUCAUCACGCCAAACAACGAAAACGACGACAUCCGGUUCACAUUUGAAGCGCGUCCCGUGAACAAAAAUAUUGUCUUGACGCCAAUGACCAACAACAACCAAUAUUUCGACAGUCCAGACACCAAGGCCACCUCUCCACUAAAGAUUGGCCGCAAGAGUACAGCGCCACUGCUUGAAAGCGAGGCUUCCGGUACCCCUAGGGACAGACAAGAUUUUAACUAUCUUUUGGAACAGUUAUCGCCGAUGCCGGGCACCUGGGUGGACGAGGACGACCAGAAAGAGCCGGAUUUUAAUGAAUACGUGGGGUCUGCUGGUAGUUCGCCCCAAAGCGUGAAAGAUGUUUUCAUGAGCCCGUUCCAGGGAGAGCUGGAUGGACAGGGCCAGGUUUCGAGUCCUGUACCCCACGCUCCUGAGUCCAAGGAUAGCGACCGGCUGAGUGCGUUUGGCAAGGUGCCGAUUUUGGGCAAUAUUCUUACAGAGUCGCUGGGAAUCACGCACGAAUCCGGGGCCGACGAGCAGUAUGACCAAACCUCCAACACCAUUCAAACAAACGAAUUCCUCAACAAUACGAUGGACGUGUCCAACAACAGCACGAGCAUGUCGCACAGCGAGGACGACUCAUCUGUGUCCGAGAGUAAUUUUAUUGAUCUUGACAAAGAAGGGUACACGUCGCCGGUGGUUGACCAGGACAAGACGCCGGUGGUGUCAUCGGGUGGGUUUGCUGAGGGAGACAAGACGCCCAAUAACGAGGACGCUAAGCGGUUCACGAAUCCUCUGUCCUCUUCUGACGUCAGACUUUCAAGUUUCCGCAAAGCUGGCUCUCCACUGGUGGAGACUCCGAUUUUGGAGGAGGAAGAGGAAGAUGGCGAUCAUGAGGCCUCCGUUCCUACGCAGCGCCCCGAGCGGUCGCCGCAGGUACCGCUGCGCCACGCAAAAUACUCAGAAAUACCCAAACACCAGAGCUACUCGUCGAGCAUCUAUUCUGAGGUGCCAGAGUCGAAUGUUGCGCCGGCCGCAAAACCUCUGGCGGUAAUUCCCGAGUUUUCAGCCGAGCCUGUGCUUCCCGAGAGAUCGUCUUUGCGCACAACUUCACAGCUGGCUGAACCAGAAGGAUCUGCUAUUCCUUCGGUGCCGUUUGCAAAAAAGGUCGCCGUUCCCCGUGAGAGCACGUCGUCGAGCCUGUACGAGCCGACACGCGCGCCGCCGGCACCCCCUGUCGAGGAACAGUCCGACAAGGUGGUGCGACGGCCCGAAUUCUCGUCAACACCUAAGAAAACGCGCGUCUCGGUGAGACAGCAGUCGCUGUACCAGGAUACAUACAGCAAGAAAUCGGUCGUCUCAAGCAACAGGGACUUUACGAAUCUCGAGUCGUCGCAACAGCUGCACGAGCUCAGCACGGACGCCAGCUCAGUAGCAGACGAGGACGCAGACGAGGACGACGCAUCCGCGCUGUUUGUGACGGCAUUAUACCCGUUCGACGCAAGCACGCUCGAGUCGAAAAACGACGCGUCGAUCUGUCUCUCGUUCAACGAAAACGACAUUGCCUUCACGUACUCGCUCGACGAUUCUGGCUGGGGCGAGGUGACGCUGCUCAACACGCUGAAACGCGGCUGGGUGCCAAUGAAUUAUUUCCGAGCCACUCUGUCGGAAGACCUCGAGGACGAGCCGCAUCUGAGCGAGUAUGCCAGACUGGCUGCAUCGCGCCGACCGCUGCGCAAACUAUUCCGCCACGCCGGAAUGUUUCUGCUCAACCCGCAGAACAAGAUGCUCUACAUCAAGAGCGAGUUCAAGGGAUAUACUUUUGACAUCCGCUACAUCAACGGCAUCACGCAGGGCGUGAGAACGCUGCUCAAAGAGACAGACUGCAUUUCGCGGACGAGCGACAUUGUGCAACGCAAGCCGAUCGUGCGCAGGCUGCGCAAGAAACUGCUGCGCGAUUGGUCGGACCUGAUCUACAAGGCCAAAGACUUCCUCAAUACCAUGGACGUGAAAAAAAUCGAGUAUCUCCAGCUGCUCGCGUACCAGGUGCUGCAGAAGGCCAUCACGUUUUUGGAUGUGUGGGGGCUUGAAAGCGACGAUCUCGUCAAUAGAGACAAGCAGCUCAUCACCUCUUCGCAGCUCGUGCCCGUGCGCUACCUGUCUGCACCGCCACGCGCUGCGCCACGUAUGAACGAGCUGUACAACCAUCUGAUGGGCUACUUUGCGCUCAUUUCAGGACGGUUGGAUCUUGUGGAGUACCAGGUCAAGGGCGGCCAACUGUUGGAGAACAUUGUCAGCCAGAUCAACCUGCAGGUCCGCGAGCUGCAAUUCAUCGGCUCGCUUAUAAAAACCGUCGUCCCUCCUGGCUUCAAGCUGCCCGCUGUUGCGCGUUCAAAUCUUUCGACUGUCGACCAGCUCAAGCUACUGGAAACCAACAGCACAGAGCUGACCGUCGCUCUUGAAAAGUUCAACCACAACGUGCGUGUUCUGGUGGACGUGGCUUACAACCGGACGAAAAACUCUCCGAUGCUGACGCGCUCGGGCACUGCCUCGUCGCGCAGCGCCCUACCAACGAAGGACAUGUACUUCUACUCGAGAGAAGGCGGAGCUGUGAUCAAUACCGCGUGCCGUCUCGUUUAUCUGGUGAGCACGUCAUACAAGAUUCUCAAGACGUUCUUGGCAGCUACGAAGGAUUUCGAGCUGCCAAACACUCGCGAGUAUCCAGAUUUCCUCGAGAUGAACGUGUCGCCAAAAUCCUUCAUCAAAAUCUGCUCCACAGGGCUCAUUUCUGACAAGGAGAUCACCAGACAGCUGAAACAGCACAAAACUUCCCGGAGCGACAAGCGGGCAUCGAAACGAUUCUCAAUGUUUCGUGCGGGCGACGCCGCAGACAUGGAGCUCACGGCAGACGGGCUGGACUUUCUAGCGGAGGUGACUCCCGGCGACAGCACGCCGUUUAUUCAGAACGACGGCACGUUCGACCAGCUGCUGGACGAGCCGACCAGCGACGUGAGCUACGAGGACGAGGUGCUCCGCGGGCCGGACAAAGAGAUCUUGGGCGCGUCGUUCCGUGCACUCGUUUGUCUGCUGACCGACGAGAACAAUCCGCCCGAGUACUUUUUCGUGUCGACGUUUUUCCUCACGUUCCGGAUUUUCUCGCACGGCGCGGUGCUUCUGGAAGAGCUUGUCGCGCGUUUCGACGUGAACAACAGGAUUAUCGAAAACGACAAGAAGAAUGGCACCGGCAGCCUUCACAUGCAUUCGUCACUCGAGUCCAAGAUGAAGCAUCGACGCCAGCUCGUGUGCAAGACGUUUAUGCUGUGGCUGGAGAGCUACUGGAAGGCUAGGACAGACUAUAACCUGCUGCCACCAUUGCUGAACUUCUUCAACGAGGCCGUCAAGGAGUACCUGCCGUUGGAGGCGCACCGGUUGAUCGAGACAGCAUCGAAGCUGAUUGGCAUGCCGCCUGUAGAGACCAUCAAGGACAGACUCAACUACUAUAACAACAUCGACAACGAUUCGCAACUGGUGCCACGGAAAAUCUCGCCUAAGCAGCAGCACAAACACAUCUCGCGACACAUCUCUAACUUCUCGUUCUCAGACCCUGCAGGCAUCAUGAACGAUCUCGACACGUACAACUCGCUGCUGGACGACCUCGACACUUACGAUUUGGAGAGAACGGCCACCAAAGGCAGUCGCCAGUCGAUCAACCUCGGCUUGGCGAUCGACCUCAAGAAUACCGACUCCAACGUGGUGCUGCUGAGCGACAAGCAGCUCGAGUCGAUCCAGAAAGUGAUUUUGUCGUACAGAAACAUGCUGCGCGAGCACUGGCAGCGCGAGAACAUGCGGCUCGACAAGUUCGUGCCCUUGGACACGCAGACGCUGCUUGACUCGUGGUGGAAAACUGCCCAGGAGAGCUGGAAGAUCCUCAACCAGGACCUGGCCCUGCUCAACUUCAACGGGCUCGAGAUCGCCAAACAGCUGACCCUUAUUGAGUCCAAGAUGUUCUGCUCCAUCAAGGCCGAGGAGCUGCUCAACCAGAACUUCACGUCCAAAAAACUGCACCUCAACCUCUCGCCAAACAUCCAGCGCUCGGUGCUCUUCACCAACCUGCUGAGCGAUUACGUCAUCGAGAGCAUCCUGCAACCGAAACUCACCAUGAAACAGCGCGUGCACGCGGUCAAGUGCUGGCUCAAGAUUGCGAUUUCGUGCCUAUACCUGCGGAACUUCAACUCACUCGCGUCGAUCAUGACGUCGCUGCAGAGCUUCCUGGUCACGCGGAUUACGCGGAUCUGGGACGGUCUCUCCGACAAGUACAAGGAGCUGUUCCAAUAUUUGGCGUCCAUCAUCCAUCCCGACAAGAACUACCACGUGUACCGCGGCAAAAUCCGGGACUUCUUGCUGUCCAAUCUAGAAGAAAACCUCGACAUUCCCACGGUGCCGUAUCUUUCGCUGUUUUUGCAGGACCUGACGUUUAUCGUGGACGGCAAUCCAAACUACAGAGACAACACGAAAUCGUUCCUGAACCAAAAGUUGAUCAAUGUCGACAAGUACACUAAAAUCACCAAAAUCAUUCUUGAUCUGCAAACGCUGCAAAUACCUUACAAAGACACAGGCGAGCUGGGCAAGGUGUACAACAAAGACCAGAAGAUCGAUCUGAUCAGAAGUGCCACCAUCAGAAAUUUGCGGCUGCAGUUGCAGGACGAGUCGCAGAGUUUCGACGAUAUGUUUGACAUUGCCGGCGUGCCGUGCUUGCAGGAGCUGAUUUUGCUUGAGAUCUGGAAAGUGAAGCAGAUCAACAUGAAAGAAGACGACCGCAGCUGGAAGCUGAGCUGCGAGAUCCAGCCGAGAGACGAGUAGCCUUACCGAGCUUUAUACAUUCUAUUUCUUGCCUCUAUUUAAUUCAGUUUUUUUUGCUCACCAAUGUAAUUAAUAGCAGAGCCAGCUUUGAAAAAUUCCACCUGGUCCUCACUCAUGGUGUGUUUGCAGUCGAUCACAAACUCCUCUCCAUUGCGUUUUGUAACCUUGACCUUCAGAAUGCCGCCGUUGUUGCCGCCUUUGGCGACCAGCUCAGGCAGGCCGACGGUGGUGAGCAGGUCGGUCGAGCUGAUUUUGUCGUAGUCGUUUUCGUCCGCAAACGUCAACGGCAGCAUUCCCUGUUUUUUGAGGUUGGUCUCGUGAAUUCUCGCAAAAGACUUGACCAAAAUGAUCUUUCCUCCAAGGAAUCGUGGAGAUAGCGCAGCGUGCUCUCGGGCUGACCCUUCUCCAUAGUUGUGCUCUGCAACCACACACCAAGGAACGUUCUCGGCCUUCCAUUUCAUCAUGAGCUCCGGAAUGCCAAACGGCUUGCCGUCGAAAUCGUACGCAACGUUCACCUCGCCGGUUUCCUUGUUCUGCGCGCCAAUCAGAGUGUUGUACGAGAUAUUUUCCAAAUGGCCCUUGUACUUGAGCCACACACCAGCGGCUGAGAUGUGAUCUGUAGUGCACUUGCCUUCAACCUUGAUCAGCACCCUGGUCUGCAGCUCCUUGCCGUCCCAUGGCUCAAACGGUUCCAGCAGCUGCAGUCUAUCGGAUUCGGGCGAAACGUUGACCGUCACUUCUGGCUUGGGCUUGGGCUCCAAAGGAGGAUAGAACUCCUUUCUUCCCGCGACAAAUCCCUCGGAAGGGAGUUCUUCUCCGUGAGGAGGAGCAAACUUGAACGUCUCGCCGUUCUCGAGCUUAAUGCUGUCCUUCAUAGGGUUGAAGUUCAUGUCUCCAGAGUAAAUCAUGGCUGUGACAAUAUCCGGUGACGUGAGAAAAUUCAUGGUGUUUCUGUUGCCAUCGUUUCUCGCACGGAAGUUUCUGUUGAAUGACGUGAAAAUCACAUUGGUAUCCUUCGGAGCAGCCUCUCCUCUGUCCCAUUGGCCAAUACAAGGACCGCACGCGUUGGCCAGCACUAUUGCGCCGUUCUCCUCGAACGUGCUGAUUAAACCGUCUCUCUCGAUAGUAGCACGGAUCUGCUCGGAUCCUGGGGUCACAAAGAAGGGAAUCUUAGGUUUUAAGCCCACCUUGGCCGCCUGUCUGAUGAUCGAAGCAGCACGCGACAUGUCUUGGUACGAUGAGUUUGUGCACGAGCCAAUCAAACCGGCGGUAAUGGUUUCUGGCCACUCAUUCUCCUUGGUGGUUUCCUUGAGCUUGGAGAUCGGCGUGGACAAAUCUGGAGUGAACGGCCCGUUCACGCUGGGUUCCAGCGUGCUGAGGUCGAUCUCGAUUAUUUGGUCAUACUCACAGCCUGGAUCAGCAGUCAUGUACUGGUAGUUCUGGUUCACAGACUUGGCUAAGUCUGCAAUUGGGCCCCUGUUCGUGGCAUACAGGUAUCUGACAUGGGCCUCCUGCAUUGGGAAGGUCGACGUCGUGGCUCCGAUCUCAGCACCCAUGUUACAAAUGGUGGCCAUACCGGUACAGCUCAAGCUUUCGACUCCUUCGCCAAAAUAUUCAACAAUAUAGCCAGUUCCUCCCCUGACGGUCAAUAUGCCAGCCAAAUGGGUGAUAACGUCCUUUGGAGAGGUCCAGCCGUUCAUCCGUCCCGUCAGCUUAACACCCAGCACCUUUGGGGCCUUGAGUUCCCAUGGAGUUCCAGUCAGAGCGUCCACGGCAUCGGCUCCUCCAACACCGAUGGCAAUGGCUCCCAGACCACCAGCAUUAGGAGUGUGCGAGUCGGUUCCAAGCAUCAUCAGACCGGGAACAGAAAAGUUCUCCAGCACGAUCUGGUGGAUGAUGCCCGAUCCUGGCCCCCAGAACUGGAUCCCGUAUUUUUCACCACAGCUCUGCAAGAAGUCGAAAACUUCCUGGUUGGUAGCUAUGGCAGACUUGAGGUCAACGUCGGCUCCCUCCUUGCCCACAAUCAGGUGGUCGCAGUGGAUGGAUGCAGGAACGGCAGUGGAGGUCAUUCCACAGGUCAUGAACUGCAAAAGCGCCAUCUGAGCAGAAGCGUCCUGCAUGGCGACUCUAUCAGGGUUCAGCUUUAGGUACUUGUUUCCACGGAUGUCUCUGGACGAAGUCGAUCCAGAAAGUUCUUCUGGCUCGACCAGGUGCGCGUACAGGAUUUUUUCUGCUAAGGUGAGCGGCUGGUUGUUCAAAAUAUGUUUGACCUUGAAUAGUUUGUUGAUCAAUUUUUCGUAUGGGGGAGUUCUAGACUCGAAUCCGGCUGGAGCCUUGAUCUGGCCCAACGUGGUUGCCAGAUGACGGCUCAGCUUUCUACUAUGGCGAACGCUGGCUCUCGAAACUAACAUGAUGGGGCCAAACGUCCUAGUUCCUGAUCCAAUAAUAAAUUG